AUCACUCAUUACUUUUUUAAAUCGCAGCUCGUUGUCCCCCUCCUUUCCUUGAGUCACGGGGAUUAGCGACAUUCGCUAAUAAGACUACUUAAAAACUUCUUUUCAUGAACUCCAGCAGCUAGUUUCAAUAGUGUAUCUAUGUUUCAUGGUAUCCAAACCAUCCCUUUAAGCGACGAAGACCGAUUUUUACUUCUAAGCGUUGGUUUUAGAUUUGCUGAGGAGAUUUUGAGAUUACAAGAUCUAGAACUUUUUUCCAAGUUACUGAAAUGUCCUUUAACUAAAGCUAAGUCCAUUCUAUCAGAAUUGAAAGAAUAUUUUCUUAGAGAAACUUUUAACAAGAGAAUUACUUGUCGUUUAUAUACACUGUCCCAUCUUAAAAAGAAAGAGAAAUCUUUAAAACCAAUUUCAACCUUUAUUUCGGGAUUAGAUAGAAUUCUUUAUUUUCAUAUCGAGGGUUCCAACGAACUUUUAGGAGGCGUUCCAAGAGGAUGUGUAACGGAAAUCUAUGGGGCGCCGGGCACUGGGAAAACCCAGUUAGCUAAACAACUCUGUUUGAGCGUGAGUAUUCCUACAGAGCUCGGUGGGAUUGGCGGAGAAGCAAUUUUCGUGGACACGGAAGGGAGCUUUGUCGUAAGCAGAGUCGCUGAGCAGUUUGAGCAUAUGAAAGUCGAAUUGCUUUAUUCGCGCGGUAAACUUUCGGACGAGUCAUCUUGGACUACGUAUACUCUGGAGAAAGCCUUGAGCAGGAUUCACUUUUAUCGCAUCCUUUCUUCCAAAGAUCUCUUGGAAGUCGUUGCUAAAAUCAAAAUACUGUGCGACCAGAUCCCUACUACAAAGCUGAUAGUAAUAGAUAGUAUAGCCUUUCAUUUUCGUUGUAGCCCUCCCGAUGCCAUGAACUUGCGCAACUCUCGGCUGGGAAGACUUGCUCUCGAUCUCGCGAAUUUGGCUCACCAGUACGAAUUGGCAGUGGUCGUCGUAAACCACGUUACCACCAACGUUCGAACUUCAGAUCGUUCCCGCGAGGGAUUAACACCAGCGCUGGGAGACAUGUGGUGCCACACAAGCUCGGUGCAGAUCAGCUUGCAAAGAUUUAGCUCUCUGAUGGACGGAGGCAAUUUUCAAGCAACGCUGGAAAAAUGUCCCUUUCUUACUAAAAAUUAUUGUUUAUACAAAAUAACCGAGCGAGGCUUGAGGGACUGGAACUUUAAAUCUUCGUCGACUGUUGAAGGAAGCUCUCAAAAAAAGUUGAAAGUUGAUCUAAAAAAAGAUAUUGACCAAAAAUCUAAAGUCAUCGCUAAUGACUUGUGAAAGCAAGUCUAGAAUACUAGUAAUCCUAUAAGUCCCGAAUCACUUGUACUACAGAUUUAAGGCCUUGCUCCUUUUUGAAACUUUAUAUAGUAAACGGAUUUAAGUAACCAAUCACUUUAACG
This is a messenger RNA of Zophobas morio, 1430 nucleotides long. Its product is annotated as DNA repair protein RAD51 homolog 3-like. NCBI's taxonomy places the organism in Eukaryota, Metazoa, Arthropoda, Insecta, Coleoptera, Tenebrionidae. Bases 139 to 1308 code for a protein of 389 amino acids. The record is from RefSeq and is a predicted model, not a curated record. Gene Ontology annotation, cellular component: Rad51B-Rad51C-Rad51D-XRCC2 complex; Rad51C-XRCC3 complex; replication fork. The transcript is spliced from 15 exons. Gene Ontology annotation, biological process: meiotic DNA recombinase assembly; reciprocal meiotic recombination; DNA repair. Gene Ontology annotation, molecular function: ATP binding; ATP hydrolysis activity; ATP-dependent DNA damage sensor activity.